UCCUCCAUUCCCGACAACCGCCUUGGACUCUCCCCUUCGGACGUCGCGACGCUUCGCCAACACCAACAACUCGCGCACGCGCAGGCGAGGAGUCCCGCGGGGAGUCAGGCGAGCAGUCAGGGGAGACUGCUUUUGGAUCCGGGGAGCUUGGGGUUGUUGGCGAGGCAUUUUGAUGCGGUAAUGAGGGCGAUUCAAGGGAGGUUGGAGCAGCUCAACACCGCCACCGAACGUGCAACGACCGCACAAUACGACCGAGCCGGCAAUGCGAUCCAAAUGGCCGACGCAGAGAUUGCUCGAUUUCGAGCGAUUUUGAAGAAUAUUGAUGAGUUGGAAUUGGAGUUUGAGAAGAUCAAGAGGAUCAGGGAUAUCGUGAGAGGGUUCAGAGCGAGGGUAGAGGGUUUGGGGAGGAGGAUG
Molecule: messenger RNA, 414 nt
Organism: Zymoseptoria tritici IPO323
Lineage: Eukaryota; Fungi; Ascomycota; Dothideomycetes; Mycosphaerellales; Mycosphaerellaceae
Exons: 2
Biological process (GO): endosome organization
Cellular component (GO): BLOC-1 complex
Source: RefSeq, a predicted model, not a curated record